Messenger RNA from Ramularia collo-cygni, 798 nucleotides. RefSeq lists its product as uncharacterized. The coding region runs from base 1 to 798 and encodes 265 amino acids. The record is from RefSeq and is a predicted model, not a curated record. The transcript has a single exon. NCBI's taxonomy places the organism in Eukaryota, Fungi, Ascomycota, Dothideomycetes, Mycosphaerellales, Mycosphaerellaceae. Gene Ontology annotation, molecular function: metal ion binding; RNA binding.
AUGACGACCCUCUUCAACGCGCCACCCCCUCAGUUCACCUUUGACACCCACCUCCACACCAUCCUCCCGACCCUCGGUGCUCCCUCGAAGACACACCGUCCUCUCUGUCAAGACUAUCUCUCUUCCAACGGCACAACUUGCCCACGAGGUGCCUCCUGCCCGGACCGCCACUACAUUCCUGUCGCCGACCGUAGUGGAGUAGGCCAUUUGAUCUGWAAACAUUACCAACGCGGCCUCUGCAAAAAGUCCGAGGGCGGAACUUGCGACUUCGCACAUACUUUCAACCUUCGAGAUGAGCGGGAAUGCAAGGAAUUCUCCCGSUACGGAAUUUGCGCGCAAGGGGAGGAAUGCACGUCUUUACACGUAGCUGGUCCAGGCUCCGAGGCUAGACGGCAAGCUUGUCCGCAUUAUGCGCGGGGAUUCUGUCCGCUGGGUCCAGCGUGUGCGUUGAGACAUGUGAAGCAUGAGAAGUUGUGUCGAUUCUUCCUGGCGGGAUUCUGUCCGAACGGGAGGGCGCAUCCUCCGGGAGCGGAUCGCGUUGUGAGUUGUGAGUUUGGGGCGCACGCGAGGUGGGUGAGGGAUGAGGAUUUGAAUCCUAAGAAGCCGGAGGUGCGAAGGGAAGUCGAUGUGGAGCAAGCGAGGAGAGAGCAGGAGGAGAGGGAGGAGGAGUUCUUUGCGGAGGAAGAGCGGAGACGGGAGAGGUUUGAACGGGGUGAAGGUGGGAGGGGUGGAUGGAGAGGGAGGGGAGGUGGGUUUAGAGGUGGAAGAGGAAGGGGAGGUGGACGGGGAAGGUAUUGA